CAGCUUCAAAACCCGUGUGAAGUUCGAUCCUGGUUUUUCAUCUCUCUUACUCCGUGCCUCGGCAGCUGUUACAACCGUGUGUGACUCGGCGGCUCACAGCCUCUGGAUUUUACGUCGUUUUCGAGCGCAGACUGAAGGACAGGCGAGACGUGUAGGGGCGGAAUCGUUCUGUGGGUUCAGCGAGCAGAACGUGGACGAGCUGACCAAUCAGAGCAGGCAGUACCCGCACAGUACAGCAAGAAGCAGAAGAAAACUGAAGAUUUUUUUUUUAAAAUUCGCCCAUUUCACAUUAACAUUUGAAAAACAGCAGGUGGGACAGAAACACAUCUAUAAAGACACUGAAAAAGUCCAAAUCUUUGCAAAGGCUGCAGGCACUAACCAUCUUUCAAGCUGGGGAAUUAAGAAGGACUGAACACUAACUGAAGAGAGAGCACUGAAAGAGUACUGCCAGACUCCACACCAUACGGUCACCAUGAGUAUGAAUGGCACUAUGGAGAAGGGAGAUCAUCACCAAAUGCUGGACCUGUUUGAGGAGCUCCCAGCCCAUAACCACAGCCAUCACCAUCAACACACACAUCUUGAUCACAGCAGCUCAAUGGUCUGCACAGCCCCAGCUGGCAGCGGAUCAGGGGUGGUGGUGCCUCCCCCUUAUUCUGCAGCAGAUGUUGGAGGCGGUGAGGCACCGUUAGAGCUAAGAGGGUCUCUGGACUGCUGGGCCUGCUCAGUGUUGGUAACAGCACAGAAUCUGUUGAUAGCCACCAUCAAUGCCUGUUUGGCUGGCUUGGUGCUUGGACUGAUACUCACUCCUGCCAUCAUCAUGGUGGUGUUUGGAUUUCUUUGCCACUCCACAGUGCAGCCACAUGGUUCAUCUCAUUACUGCUCUGAGUUGCUGAAUGACGGUGGCUGUGUGGCCCUGUUAGUUGUAGGCUUUCUACUCAUCACACCACUGCUGGUUCUGGCCCUGGCUGCGUACUGCAGACUGGCCCGCCACCUCCAACUCAGCCUCUGCUUCAUCCCUUACAGCCGCGCCAUCUACAAAAACCUGCCUGCCACACACCACCACGCACUGCCAGCAGACUGCUGUGGACAGCAGGCAGGAAAAGGAGGAGGAACGGGGAAGGUGUGGGUGUAAGGGCAAGGUGGGAGUGUGGGGUAAGGUGUAGAUGUAAGUGGAAAGGUGGGGUUCUUGACCAUGAGUCACCAGUGUGUAGGCAAUUUAGUCGUGUUUUUGCUUUCGCAAUUAAAAAAAAAAUAUAUAGACAUA
This is a messenger RNA of Electrophorus electricus (electric eel), 1264 nucleotides long. The record is from RefSeq and is a predicted model, not a curated record. NCBI's taxonomy places the organism in Eukaryota, Metazoa, Chordata, Actinopteri, Gymnotiformes, Gymnotidae.